Staurois parvus is the source of this 292-nucleotide messenger RNA. NCBI's taxonomy places the organism in Eukaryota, Metazoa, Chordata, Amphibia, Anura, Ranidae. The record is from the annotation of a GenBank genome assembly.
CGGGGUCCAGGGAGACCAGAUAUAGUAAAUGCAGGGUCCAGGGAGAGCGGAUAUAGUGAAUGCGGGGACCAGGGAGAGCGGAUAUAGUGAAUGCGGGGUCCGUGGGAGAGCGGAUAUAGUGAAUGCAGGGUCCGGGGAGAGCGGAUAUAGUAAAUGCAGGGUUCUGGGAGAGCAGAUAUAGUGAAUGCAGGGUCCGGGGAGAGCAGAUAUAGUGAAUGCAGGGUCCAGGGAGAGCGGAUAUAGUGAAUGCAGGGUCUGGGGAGAACAGAUAUAGUGAAUGCGGGGUCCGGGG